AGGGGACAGAGUGUAUUUACCAGUAUAAGAAUGGAGAGGUGAGAGAGGGGAGGGGCUAUGAGGGCAGAGUGAGUCUGAUCAUGGAGGAACUCCAGAGAGGAAACGUGUCUCUGACACUGAGAGAUGUUCAGUGGACUGAUGCAGGAGAGUACAGGUGUGAGGUCAUCUAUGGAGAAGGUGGGAAGUCAACAUUUCAGACUCACCUUCAGGUCAAUGUGUAUCUAGGACCAGCUGACAAACUACCACUCAGGAGAAAAGACAGUGCUAAACCACCUCAUGCAGGUGGGAGGUGAAAGCCCCAGUUCAAACCUGCCAGUAUCUCCUGAGCUGAGGCUGGUGCUACUGGGGCUGAGUGAGACAGUGAAGUGGGCAGCAGGAAACACCAUCCUGGGCAGAGAGGAGUUUGGGAUCCAGGCUGCUGCAUCCACAGAGACCCAGCACAGUGAGAGCAGACAGGGGGAGGUGGCUGGGAGACAGCUGGUGGUGGUGGACACUCCUGACUGGUUGAGUCCUGGACUCUCUCAGGAGGAGAUGAGGAAGGACGUGGGGCUCUGUGUCCGUCUGUCUGCCCCAGGACCCCACACCUUCCUCCUGGUCUGUCCACUGGAACCAUCUGAGGGAGAGGAGAGUGAGCUGCUGGAGAGAAUGGAGGACAUUUUUGGGGACAAAUGCUGGGGACACACAAUGAUCCUCUUCAUAAAUACUGAAGGGUUAAGGGGGGUUAAUGUAGAAGAGGUUAUCCAGAUGAAAAGUCAUAGGUUUCAGCAGCUGAUGGAGAAAUGUGGAAACAGGUGUCACCUUGUGAAUGUUAAGAACAGGGACGUUACUGAGGUGACAGAACUGCUGCAGAAGAUUGAGGAAAUGGUGUCAAAAAACCAAGAGAAAUUUUACAGCAGUGACGUUUACCAAGAAGCAGUGGAGCAAGUCACAGAAAUGAAAAUAUUGAUUGAAAAAGAGAAGAAAAACAGGAGAGAGAAGGAGGAGAAAGAGUUGGAGAGGAAAUAUGAAAUAGAUCUGCACAAUUAUGUCAUGAAAACGGAGCAACAGAAUAAGGAAAAAGAUGAGAAGAUUAGAGAACUUGAAAAAAGGAUAGCUGAGCUGGAAAAAGAGCUUGAGAAUGAGAAGAAUGAAAAUAGAAAGAAAGAGUUGGAGAGGCAAGUGGAAGAAGAGAAAGAAAGGAGAAGAGAGACAGAAAGGGAGAGAGAGAAGAGAGAAAAAGAGGACAGACACAAAGAGGAGUUGGAGGAGAUCAGAGAGAAAUAUGAGAUGGAGGCCAAAGCUGAAGCUGAGAGAAAUCUUAUGAAGAUUAUUCUGCCAGAACUGCAGAGCAAAAUUAGACCCUUUAUUAAAAAGCUACAGAGUGAAUUUAACAUAAAGACAGAGGAGAAAGAUGAAGAAAUGAAGAGAAUGAUGAAGAUACUAGAGGAGAAAGAGAGAAGGAUCGAGAGAAUUAAGUACAUACUAGAGGAAAAGGACAGAGAGAUAGAGAGAAAUAAGGAAACACUUGAGGCACAAGCCAAAGAGAUAAAGAGAUUGAGGAAAAGCAAUGAGGAGCAGGACAGAUCACUAAUUCUGAUCAGAAAACCAUACGAUGCUGGAAGUUCUUUAUCCUCCUGGAACAAAAAUGAAUACAUCAGAGUGUUCAAGGGAGAUGAUGUCACUCUGUCCUGUUACCUGUCUCCUGAAACCAGUGCUGUUACCAUGGAGAUCAGCUGGUUUAAGGGGACAGAGUGUAUUUACCAGUAUAAGAAUGGAGAGGUCUGGUAUUGUAUUGCUCUGGUGUUGUACAUCUCCUGUGUUGUGUAG
Chanos chanos (milkfish) is the source of this 1806-nucleotide messenger RNA. RefSeq names its product GTPase IMAP family member 7-like. Lineage: Eukaryota; Metazoa; Chordata; Actinopteri; Gonorynchiformes; Chanidae. Bases 277 to 1806 code for a protein of 509 amino acids. The record is from RefSeq and is a predicted model, not a curated record. Gene Ontology annotation, molecular function: GTP binding. The transcript has 5 exons.